AUGCAGCUAAAUCGACCAAAGAGCGCUCUAAUCAGCUUCACUCCACCACUGUUACCCUCAGAGACACAGAAUUCCUUCUCCAGCCAGUUCAAAACAAUGCGGUUUUCAUACCACAUCAGCAAUGGUUUGCCCAGUCCUCAGCCAGCCCUACGCAGGAUAGGCCCCUCUGCCUCCAGUCCUCGGCUCCUGACGAAGAGCCUGUCCCUGGAGCCUGGUCCCUGCCUCGGAGCCCAUGAAACCCCGCAGCGCCUCUGCUCGGAUCCCGGUCCUCUCGGACCCCAGCACUGUAACGGCACGAGCGAGAACGGCUCCCACGGCUCCCAAGAUGUCCCCCCGGCUGCCCCCAAAACACGUCCUCCUUUACCCGGCCCAAAACCGCAAGUGCCCCCGAAACCGCCUCAUCUGCAGCAGAGCGCCCGACGGCCCCGGCCUCCUGACAAGCCCCUCCCCCCGCCCCCUUCCCGCCCGCUCCCGGCAGACCCGCGUUCAUCUCGCGCCACCUUGCCCCGUGCUGAGGGAAGCUCCUCCCCCACAUGUGUCCUCUCCCUCAUUGAGAAAUUCGAGAGAGAGCAGAUUAUUGUGGUCCCAGACAUCACUGGGGGGGUGAUGUGCACUCCACGGGUUCCCGAGCCCCAGUCAAGUGCAGCGGCUUCCCCGCCUCCAUCAUCGGAGUCACCCAUGCCCUGCUCCACACCUCCGGAGCCUUCAGAGAUGCCGCUGGCAGGAGCAGAGCUGGAAAAGGACAUUAAGGGGGAAGAGACGGAAGAGGCAGAGGAAGAGAGCGAACUGGGGGCCUCGUGCUCUGAGAAGCGCCUUUCCAUGGAGUCUGGCUACAGUGCCUCUGAGAAACAGCUCGACGCUGUGGAAAUGAGAGACCUCACAGCCAACCAAUCAGAGAUCCCGUCCGACCGACUGUCCCUCCCUCCUCCCCAAACAGACGGGAAGCUGGCCAACAGGGACAGCGGCAUCGACAGUAUCAGCUCCCCCUCCCACAGCGAGGAGCUGUGCUUCGCCGCGGACGAGGACCGGACGGGGCACGAGAGGGACAUCUUCCCCUGCAGCCCUGCCCCGACCCUUCCUCGCCUCUCCUCCUCUUCCUCCUGCGGUUACGCCGAGGGGCCCGGAGGAGAGGGCGCCGCGGCCGCGGAGGAGGUCCGGGACUCGGAGGGCGACAGCGAUCUGGAGGAAGGGAGCGGGGAUGAGAGCGAGUUGAACCCGAUGGCUCUACAGUCGCUCGCUCUUCCCAAAGCCGAAAGACAAGACUCCACCGAGCUAUCAGUUCAGCAGAGGGUAUUCAACAUAGCCAAUGAGCUACUGCACACAGAGAAGGCUUACGUGGCCAGACUGCACCUCCUGGACCAGGUGUUCUGCGCUCAGCUAAUGGAGGAGGCCCGUGCACGCAACUCUUUUCCCUGUGAGGUGGUCAUGGGUAUUUUCUCCAACAUCUGCUCCAUAUACUGUUUCCACCAACAGUUCCUGCUCCCCGCACUGGAGAAGCGCAUGGAGGAAUGGGAGCUGAACCCGCGCAUUGGGGACAUCCUUCAGAAACUUGCCCCUUUCCUAAAAAUGUAUGGAGAGUAUGUGAAAAAUUUCGACCGAGCCAUGGAGCUGGUAAACACCUGGAUGGAGCGGUCCUCUCAGUUCAAGGCCAUUAUUCAUAACAUUCAGAAAGAGGAGAUGUGUGGGAAUCUGACCCUGCAGCACCACAUGCUUGAGCCAGUUCAGCGGAUCCCUCGCUAUGAACUCCUGCUCAAGGACUAUCUCCACCGACUCCCAGAGGAUGCAGAUGACUUUAAAGACGCCCAGAAAUCUCUGGAAUUGAUUGCUACGGCUGCGGAACACUCCAACGCGGCAAUCAGGAAGAUGGAGCGCAUGAGAAAGCUGUUGAAGGUGUAUGAGUUGCUUGGGGGGGAAGAGGAUAUUGUCAAUCCGACUAAUGAGCUCAUUAAGGAGGGGCACAUCCUCAAACUUUCAGCCAAAAACGGAACUUCGCAAGAUCGAUACCUCAUUCUUUUCAAUGACAGGCUGUUGUACUGUGUCCCUAAACUGCGUCUGAUUGGACAGAAAUUUGGAGUCAGAGCAAGGAUUGAUGUGGAUGGAAUGGAGCUGAAGGAGACGAGCAGUUUGAAUGUGCCACGGACGUUUCUAGUAUCUGGAAAACAGCGUUCACUUGAGCUACAGGCCAGGACUGAGGAAGAGAAGAAAGACUGGAUUCAAGCGAUCCAGGCUACCAUACAGAGACACGAGCAGACCCUGGAGACCUUUCGCAUGCUUAACUGUUCCUUCCGCGAGGAGGACUACACUCCACCCAACUCACCAAACUGCACAGAGCUGGGGAAACGUGCGCCGACUCCGAUUCGGGAGAAGGAGGUCACGUUGUGCAUGAAAUGUCAGGAGCCCUUUAACUCCAUCACUAAGAGACGCCAUCACUGCAAGGCCUGUGGCCAUGUGGUAUGUGGGAAGUGUUCCGAGUUCAGGGCCCGUUUGCUGUACGAUAACAAUCGGGCUAACCGUGUGUGUAUAGAUUGCUACACUACACUGGUGGGAGUUCCUCCUUCUCCAGCUAGCCUGACCAAUAACACACAGCGUCGCCGCUCCAUCUUAGAGAAACAAGCCUCGGUUGUGGCCGAAAACAGCAUCCUGUGCAGUUUCCUCCAUCACAUGGAGAAGGGCAGUGGCCGUGGAUGGCAGAAAGCUUGGUUUGUCAUUCCAGAGAAUGAACCACUGGUUCUCUACAUCUACGGAGCUCCGCAGGAUGUGAAAGCCCAACGCAGCAUUCCUCUCAUCGGAUUUGAAGUCUCCCUUCCUGAGUCAUGUGACCGGCUGGAGCGUCGCUAUGCCUUUAAAAUGAGCCAGAGUCAUUUGACGGUUUACUUCAGCGCGGACGGGGAGGAGCUUCAACGCCGUUGGAUGGAAGUCCUGUCAAGAGCUGGGAGGGGGGAGGAGCUACAAAUGCAUGGUCCAAUAUCUGAGGCUCUAGAGGAAGAGGGAGAGGAGCCAGUGUCUCUGGGAGAAAGCACAUGA
This is a messenger RNA of Chanos chanos (milkfish), 3024 nucleotides long. RefSeq names its product FYVE, RhoGEF and PH domain containing 1 (gene fgd1). The coding region runs from base 1 to 3024 and encodes 1007 amino acids. The record is from RefSeq and is a predicted model, not a curated record. Gene Ontology annotation, cellular component: cytoplasm. Gene Ontology annotation, molecular function: guanyl-nucleotide exchange factor activity; metal ion binding. Gene Ontology annotation, biological process: cytoskeleton organization; filopodium assembly. The transcript is spliced from 17 exons. Lineage: Eukaryota; Metazoa; Chordata; Actinopteri; Gonorynchiformes; Chanidae.